AUGUUGUCCCGUAUUUCUUCUCGAGUCUCCCGCCUCAAUGUUACGGCGCCUGUUCAGCUUGGAGCAAUACGGCAAAAGGGAACCUUCAAUUGGGAAGACCCUUUUGAUUUGCGUAGCCAACUUACUGAAGAAGAGCGCACGCUGAUGGAUCAAACGAGAGAAUAUGCGGCAGCUAAACUGUUGCCACGUAUCACCGAGGCCUAUCGUCACGAGAAGUUUGAUAAAAGCUUGAUUCCUGAAAUGGGAAAGAUGGGACUUUUGGGUGCUCCUUACGAGGGAUAUGGAUGUGCUGGUACUACCGCUGUUGGUUACGGAUUGAUUGCUAGAGAAGUCGAACGCGUUGAUUCCGGAUACCGAUCGACGAUGAGCGUUCAAACUUCACUCGUAAUUGGACCGAUUUAUAACUACGGUUCAGAAGAACAACGAAAAAAGUACAUUCCUGCUUUAGCAGCUGGUGAAACUAUUGGCUGUUUUGGUCUUACCGAACCAAACCAUGGAUCAAAUCCAAAUGGUAUGGAAACACGAGCUCGAUGGGAUGAAAAGACGAAAACUUACAAAAUUACUGGCACAAAAACAUGGAUUUCAAACAGCCCAGUCUCCGAUGUUUGUAUUGUUUGGGCUAGAAGCGAUAGACACGACAACAAAGUCAAAGGUUUUAUUCUCGAGAGGGGAAUGGACGGAUUGACAACGCCGAAAAUCGAAGGAAAACUUUCGUUGCGUGCUUCGGUAACCGGACAAAUUGCUAUGGAUGAGGUUCCGGUUCCAGAAGCAAAUUUGCUGCCAAACGUUGAAGGAUUAGCUGGUCCGUUUGGGUGCCUGAAUAAUGCUCGUCUCGGAAUUGCAUUUGGUGCGUUGGGAGCGGCUGAAGACUGCUUUAUGCGAGCUCGCGAGUACACCUUGGAAAGGCAGCAAUUUGGACGACCCUUGGCUGCCAAUCAAAUCAUGCAACUACGAUUCGCCGACAUGCUCACAGAAAUUACUCUUGGACUUCAAGCUUGUCUUCGCGUCGGUCGGCUGAAGGAUGACGGAUUGGCUUAUCCGGAAAUGGUUUCACUAAUUAAGCGAAACUCUUGUGGAAAAGCCCUUGAUAUUGCAAGAAGGGCUCGUGAUAUGCUCGGUGGAAAUGGUAUCGUCGAUGAAUACCACGUCAUGCGACAUUUGUGCAACCUUGAAACGGUGAAUACUUAUGAAGGCACACAUGACAUUCACGCGCUCAUUCUUGGACGUGCUGUCACUGGUAUCCAAGCUUUCAAA
Messenger RNA from Mesorhabditis belari, 1254 nucleotides. Lineage: Eukaryota; Metazoa; Nematoda; Chromadorea; Rhabditida; Rhabditidae. The record is from the annotation of a GenBank genome assembly.